AUGUAUUUAGAUGGUGGGAAAAAGCAAUUGCCAUUUAGACGUCAGAGAAUGGAUAUUGACAGUUUGAUACCGCUUUCAAAAGAAGCUAAAACUUUAAAUAAUGAGAACUAUUGUUGCUCAAUAGCCCGAAUUUGGGAAAAAGCUAAUAUGAAAAACAUACCUGAGACAUACAAUUUACUGGAAAUUGCAACAAAACGUUGUGAAGAAUUAGAAAAUCAAAUGCACAAUUUAGAAGAAGAAUUACAAUUAAAUGAGAGAAAAGUUGAAAAUUUUCGACAACAAGUUAUUCUAAGAGAUUCUGAAAUUGAACGACUACGUAGUAUUACAGAACUAGGUCGUUCAUUAGAAGCUAUCAUGCAUGAUUCUACUGAAAAACAAUCCGAUCGAUUAAUUCAACAAUUACAAAUACAAGUUGAUUUAUUACAGACUAGAAAUGCUGAAUUAGAAUCACGUAUUGUAGAAUUAGUGAAUCGAGAAAUCCCAAUUGUACAACCAUCGUCUAUUAGUUUAAUUCAUAAAGAAUGUCAAACUAUGCCUUUAUGUAAACCUAUACUUGUAAAUAAUUUAUGUCAAACAAAUUCCAUGGAUGCUGUUAUACUGAAUGAAUCUGAUAUGAAUUCAAUUGUUGUUGAAUUCAAGCGGAAAAUUUGUAAUUUAAUUGAAAAAUUUGAAAAUGGUCGAGUUAUCCUAACUCAUCGUUUGCAUUCAAUUAAUAUUCAAAACCGUAAACUUACAAAUGAACUUUCAAAUUAUAUUCGUUCAUCAUUAUCAUCAGUUCGUAAUCGGUUGUUAACUCGUGCUGGUAAACAAAUGAUCAAGUUAAUCGAGAAAUAUCUACAUGAUAUUGAAGAGAAUCGAAAUCGUUGUCAAUCAGAAAUCGAAACUGUAGCUUACAAUUUAAAAUGUAUAUCUAAUUAUUUUCAUGAAAAAUACUUUGAAUUUACCACAAAACAAUUGACUGAUGACAAGAAUACAAUGAAACUUGGCUUAGAACUUCAAUGUCAACGUUCCAAAGCGGCUGAAAGAAACAUAGAUCAGCAUCAAGAUUGUAAAAAUGGUCUGCAAGAUGAUGAAAUGAAGUGUUUACGUCAAGAACGUGAUGAUUUGAUCGGAUUAUUGGAUUAUUUUGAACGACAACUACAUGAUAUCAAAGAAAAUCUUCAACUUGUUAUUCAUGAGCGUGAUUCACUUAAGCAUGAAUUAUCAGUGCAAUCAGAACAACUAAAUAAACUGAACUGCUUUCAUCAAUCCAUGCCAUUGAAUCAAUGUACAACCAAUCAUUCACAUUCAUCUGGACAACAUAUCAAUAAGGUGGCGAUGACGGCGGAGGCGGCGGCGACGGCGGCGGUGAGAAAUAGUAAUCGUGAACUUGAUGAACUUAUUCAAAAUUUACAAUCUAUGACUACAGAAAGAAAUGUAUUACAUGAACGACUGCAUAAUCUCACUGUUGAAUGUGCUAAUGAAAACAGUCAAUUUGUUCAACGCUUAGAAAAUAGUAAAAAUGAAUUAAAUGCAAUGAAAGAAAAUAAAAUACAAUUGGAACAACGUGUUACAGAACUUUUAAAAUUGGUUGUUGAAAAAGAAACAGAAUUAAAUAGAUUGAUUGAAAAAUUGAACUGUCUUGAUAAGGAGCAACAGUCAAACACUGAACAAUUUACAUUAGUUGAAAAAAAUCUACAAACUGUUCAAGCACAAUUAGAAAAUGUUCAACGAGACUAUGAAAAAUCUCGUAAUGAUUACACUAGUCUACAUGUAACACUUCGUCAAAUUGAUCAAGAAAAAGAUCAUCUUCAAAUUUGUUUAGAUGAGCGUACUGAACAUUGUUCAAUGUUAGAACGUCAAUUAGUCACAUAUGAAACAAGUAUAAAAGAUUUGAAAAUGAAUAAUGAGACUUCAGACAAACAAAUACAACGACUUAAACAAUCAAUUAUUGAACGUGAAUCAGAAAAUCGUGAAUUGAUUGAACGUUUAUCCAAAUCAGAAUGUGACCUAAAAUCAACUGUUAAAAAUCAUGAAUUAUUAAUGAAAGAUUUAGAAAAUACUAAGAAUCAAUUGAAUAUACUGACAAAUGAAACACAACGAUUACAAAGUGAAUUAGAUGCUUCGUAUGAUAAACAAAAUGAAUUGGAUAAACGUUUGAUUGAAUGUGACAAAGAACUCACAAAUCUUCGUAAUUCAAAUUCUAUGAAAGAACAAGAAAGAAUAAAACUAUUAAAACAAUACAGGACAAUUGCACUGAAAUUAGAUGAAAAAACAACUUUAGUUGAUCGUUUAGAUAAUCAACUCAAAGAAUUCAAUUAUAAAUAUUCUGAAUUAGAUAAAGAAUCAAUUGAUUUACGUCAACAAUUACAACAACAGAAAAAAGAUUGUCAUGAUUAUGCUCAAGUUGUAAAAUCAUUAGAAGUACAGAGUGAAUUAUUGAAAAAAACUAUUUCAGAUUCUGAAGAUAGAAUUAAACGUUUACAAAUGGAAAAUGAAGAAAUUCACCGUGACUUAAUUGAUACACGAAAUUUAUGCGAUAAUUUAGAACGUCAAAAAAAUUCAUUACAACAUCAAACUACUAUUAGUAGUUUGGAAGUGAAUCAAUUGAAAGCGAAAAUAAUUGAAACAGAACGAGAAUUAAUGGAUUGUCGAAAAGAACUUGAUCGUGAACGUGAAUCUAUGCGAAAUUUUGAAUUGAUUCUAGGAUCAAGUCGUGAAGCUGAACAUACAGCUAAUCAUGAACUUAAAGAAUGUCAUGCUGAAUUAUGCUCUUUACGUGAACGUUUAACUGUAACAGAAACAAAACUAUUCAAAUCGAAAUCAGAAAUGAAAACAUUAUUACAAAAACAAUUAGCAUUAUUGCAAAACUCAUCAGAGAAUUGUUAUUCUUCAUUGAUAAAAAAUGCUGAACAAUCUGUUGAUUCCUUAUCAGACGACAGAUUUGUAGAAAAACAUUUACAAAAUGAUGUUGUUGUUGUUCAAAAAAUAACAAGUCCAACUACGUUAUCCAUGGAAUUACUACCAUUGAUUGACGAUUCAACAAAAGAAUUAUCAUCUUCAUCGAUUCCAUGUUCAAAGUAG
Messenger RNA from Schistosoma turkestanicum, 3063 nucleotides. Lineage: Eukaryota; Metazoa; Platyhelminthes; Trematoda; Strigeidida; Schistosomatidae. The record is from the annotation of a GenBank genome assembly.